Messenger RNA from Thrips palmi, 838 nucleotides. Its product is annotated as salivary glue protein Sgs-3-like. The transcript is spliced from 2 exons. The record is from RefSeq and is a predicted model, not a curated record. The coding region runs from base 26 to 838 and encodes 270 amino acids. NCBI's taxonomy places the organism in Eukaryota, Metazoa, Arthropoda, Insecta, Thysanoptera, Thripidae.
ACUCUAAACGUGCGACGUCGUAGGGAUGGCGUGGACUCGUAUCGCCGUGGCCGUGGCCGUCGUCGGAAUGGUCCUGGCCUGCUGCAGCGCCCAGCUGCCGGGUUCCUUGACGACGGAUGGGACCAGCAUGACGGCCAUCUCGACGACGGCCACCUCACCGUCAGCCACCUCCACGACAGCCACCUUGGCGCAGGGCGCCUUGACGAUGGCCACCUCACCGUCGGCCACCUCACCGUCGGCCACCUCACCGUCGGACACCUCACCGACGGCCACCUCGAUGACGGCCACCUCGGCAAAGGGCACCUUGACGACGGCCACCUCACCGUCGGCCACCUCACCGUCGGACACCUCACCGACGGCCACCUCGAUGACGGCCACCUCGGCAAAGGGCACCUUGACGACGGCCACCUCACCGUCGGCCACCUCACCGACAGCCACCUCACCGACAGCCACCUCGACGACGGUCACGCCACCGUCGACCACCUCGACGACGGCCACCUCACCAACAUCAAGACAGGUUGUUGACAUUGUCACCUGCACGGUGACCUUUACUACUUCACUUUUGCCAGUGCUCUCGUCGUCCGUGAUGCUCCCGGACGCGUUGCUGGCCGCCAACAUGUACUCGCUGGGCGACUUCGACGGCUGCCUGUCGGUGCCCGAGGCAGUGUACUGCCUGCUGGACGUGGAGGUCCGCCCGGCCAGGCAGUCCGGGGCGCCCCCUCUGCUGACGCACCCUGGCGACGAAGUGAGCCCCUUCGAGCCGCCGCACGGCCACAACGCCACCCUCUGGGACCUGCUGCUGGUACGCUGUACGCGCCGUGAAGUGCACGUGUUUUGA